This is a messenger RNA of Odobenus rosmarus divergens (Pacific walrus), 4688 nucleotides long. RefSeq names its product SH3-domain GRB2-like (endophilin) interacting protein 1 (gene SGIP1). The coding region runs from base 217 to 2694 and encodes 825 amino acids. Lineage: Eukaryota; Metazoa; Chordata; Mammalia; Carnivora; Odobenidae. The transcript is spliced from 25 exons. Gene Ontology annotation, biological process: clathrin coat assembly; clathrin-dependent endocytosis. Gene Ontology annotation, cellular component: cytoplasm; clathrin-coated vesicle; clathrin-coated pit. The record is from RefSeq and is a predicted model, not a curated record.
UUUCUCUCGCAGCAUCUUCCUGGGAGCCUGUAGGUGAAGCGGCACCAGGAGCAUCCAUGGCCUAUCUUUGGGGUUAACACUUGUCUCAUUUGGCUUCAGCAGUGGACAGAGCCGACCUCUCGGCAGCGGCGUUGCGAGGACUUGGCUGGGACCUGGAAUCCUAUCCUCCUGUAUUUUUCAGACUCCUUGGAAAUUAAGGAAUGCAAUUCUGCCACCAUGAUGGAAGGAUUGAAAAAACGUACAAGGAAGGCCUUUGGAAUACGGAAGAAAGAGAAGGACACUGAUUCAACAGGUUCACCAGAUAGAGAUGGAAUUCAGCCCAGCCCACAUGAACCACCCUACAAUAACAAAGCAGAGUGUGCGCGUGAAGGAGGAAAAAAAGUUUCGAAGAAAAGCAAUGGGGCACCAAAUGGAUUUUAUGCGGAAAUUGAUUGGGAAAGAUACAACUCUCCUGAGCUGGAUGAAGAAGGCUACAGCAUCAGACCUGAGGAACCCGGCUCUACCAAAGGAAAGCACUUUUAUUCUUCGAGCGAAUCGGAAGAGGAAGAAGAAUCCCACAAGAAAUUUAAUAUCAAGAUUAAGCCAUUGCAAUCUAAAGACAUUCUUAAGAAUACUGCAACUGUAGAUGAGCUGAAGGCGUCCAUAGGCAACAUUGCACUUUCCCCAUCACCAGUGAGGAAAAGUCCGAGGCGCAGUCCGGGUGCAAUUAAAAGGAACUUAUCCAGUGAAGAAGUGGCAAGACCCAGGCGUUCCACACCAACUCCAGAACUUAUAAGCAAAAAGCCUACAGAUGACACUAUGGCCCUUGCUCCCCUCUUUGGUCCACCAUUAGAAUCAGCUUUUGAUGAACAGAAGACAGAAGUUCUUUUAGAUCAGCCUGAGAUAUGGGGUUCAGGCCAACCAAUUAAUCCAAGCAUCGAGUCGCCAAAGUUAACAAGGCCUUUUCCCACUGGAACACCCCCACCACUGCCUCCCAAAAACGUACCAGCCACCCCACCCCGAACGGGCUCCCCGCUCACAGUUGCACCAGGAAAUGACCAGUCAGCCACAGAGGUCAAAAUUGAAAAACUACCAUCAAUCAAUGACUUGGACAGCAUUUUUGGCCCAGUGUUAUCCCCCAAGUCUGUUGCUGUUAAUGCUGAAGAAAAGUGGGUCCAUUUUUCUGAUACGUCCCCGGAACAUGUUACUCCAGAGUUGACUCCAAGGGAAAAGGUGGUGUCCCCACCAACUGCAUCAGACAACCCAUCUGACUCCCCAGCUCCGGGCCCCCCGGGCCCUCCAGGCCCCCCAGGACCCUCUGGUCCUCCUCGAAAUGUACCGUCGCCGCUCAAUUUAGAAGAAGUCCAGAAGAAAAUUGCUGAGCAGACCUUCAUUAAAGAUGAUUACUUAGAAACAAUCUCAUCUCCCAAAGAUUUUGGGCUGGGACAGAGAGCAACCCCACCUCCCCCACCACCACCCACCUACAGGACUGUGGUUUCAUCCCCUGGACCUGGCUCGGGCAGUGGUACGGGGACCACCAGUGGUGCAUCAUCCCCUGCUCGACCAGCCACUCCCUUGGUUCCCUGCAGCAGCACCACCCCUCCACCGCCUCCUCCCCGGCCUCCAUCUCGGCCAAAGCUACCUCCAGGAAAACCUGGAGUUGGAGAUGUGCCCAGACCUUUUAGCCCUCCCAUACAUUCUUCCAGCCCUCCUCCGAUAGCACCCCUUGCCCGAGCUGAAAGUACUUCUUCAAUAUCAUCCACCAAUUCCUUGAGCGCAGCCACCACUCCCACAGUUGAGAAUGAACAGCCUUCCCUCGUUUGGUUUGACAGAGGAAAGUUUUAUUUGACUUUUGAAGGUUCUUCCAGGGGACCCAGCCCCCUAACCAUGGGAGCCCAGGACACCCUCCCUGUUGCAGCAGCAUUUACAGAAACGGUCAAUGCCUACUUCAAAGGAGCAGAUCCAAGCAAGUGUAUUGUGAAGAUUACUGGAGAAAUGGUUCUGUCCUUUCCUGCUGGUAUCACCAGACACUUUGCCAACAACCCAUCACCAGCUGCUCUGACUUUUCGGGUGAUAAAUUUCAGCAGGUUAGAACACGUCCUGCCAAAUCCCCAACUUCUCUGCUGUGAUAAUACUCAAAAUGAUGCCAAUACCAAGGAAUUCUGGGUAAACAUGCCAAAUUUGAUGACUCACCUAAAGAAAGUGUCGGAACAAAAACCCCAGGCUACAUAUUAUAAUGUGGACAUGCUCAAAUAUCAGGUGUCUGCCCAGGGCAUUCAGUCCACACCUCUGAACCUGGCCGUGAACUGGCGGUGCGAGCCGGCCAGCACUGACCUGCGCAUAGAUUACAAAUACAAUACGGAUGCAAUGACAACGGCCGUAGCCCUCAACAAUGUGCAGUUCCUGGUCCCCAUAGACGGAGGGGUAACCAAGCUCCAGGCCGUGCUCCCACCCGCAGUCUGGAAUGCUGAACAACAAAGAAUAUUGUGGAAGAUUCCUGAUAUUUCUCAGAAGUCAGAAAAUGGAGGGGUGGGUUCUUUAUUGGCGAGAUUUCAGUUGUCUGAAGGCCCAAGCAAACCCUCCCCGUUGGUUGUGCAGUUCACAAGUGAAGGAAGCACCCUUUCGGGAUGUGACAUUGAACUUGUUGGAGCAGGGUAUCGGUUCUCACUCAUCAAGAAAAGGUUUGCUGCAGGAAAAUACUUGGCAGAUAACUAAUAAAAUCUUAUGCAAGGAUUUGGAGGAUUCAUAUAAUGGAGAACUGUUGUCUGAGAAACAGGUUUUAAUUUUGGUUUGAUGGAAACAAACCAAAAUCUGCACUUGGGAUAUAUCUGCUGGAAAUGUCCAUGACUUUCAGCAAUGAUUUCCCUCACACAAUACCAUGAUGACCAGUCUUACAGUAUUUACUUCUAGGUGUAAUAUUGUUAAUGGUUUUAAAAUGUAAUUAUUGUAUUUGUAAAUUGUACUCAUUCCAGUAAGGCAGUUAGACACUUGAGUUUUAGCAUUUUACCAUUCCUGAAAUGGAUGUGAUUUAAACGGUGGUAUGUAAAUUUAAUAGUAGUACUGUUGAAUGGCACAAUGAUUACAGAGGUAGAUUGCAUUUUGUCAAUAUAUAAAAUUUAAAUAUAAUAUUGAUAGCUGUCAUAAAGGGGGUGCCACAUACAAAGAAAAUUAAGUGGAACCAGAAAAGAAAAACAACUUCCUUUUCUUCAAUCCUUAGUAUGUUUUACUCUAGUGCUAAAUAAAAAUUCUAUCUUCAAAUAUUUAGUGGGUUAAAUUUAGAAACUAUUUCAGAAAAAAAAAAAUUCUAAAGUUACAGCAUAUUCAAGAAGAGCAUUAAUUACCACUUUUUAAAAAAGCUUUUUUUUCAAACUGCAAAUUUCAUAAAAAUGCGAACUGUGUAAACAGGGCCUCUUAUUUUUAUAACUUGUGUAAAAAGGGAAAGCAAUUCAUAUUUAAAGUUUAAGUAUAUGAAAUUAUAAUCAAGAGUAAAGAAGAUGUUGAAGUCUUAACUACUUCCCCCUCUCUCUGCAGUUUAACGAAUGUGGAGAUUGCUGAAUAAUAUCAGAUUAAAGCCAAAAUUGUGAUUUUAAAAUUUCAAGACUUUCCAUAGUUGAACUGCUGAACAACUUUUGCACAAUUACUCUAAACAGUCUCUCCCAGCUAGCAUGGAGAAUGGUACCACAUAUCUUUCUCUUUACCUGCAGGAAUCAAAACAUUAAGACUAAAAUUCAGAAGAAAAAAUUAGUCCCCCGUUUAAGUCCAGAAGGAAAAUUUUAAUCAUCAUCAUUUAUAUCGUUUGAGAAGGAAAAAAAAAAUCUUUAUAAAUGAAAUUCUGUCCACAUUAUUGUGCAAUAAAUUUCCUUUUAGAUAAGAUUCAUCAUAUGUUAACUAUAAAUCUUUGCCAUUCUCGGGGAAUCAGAGAGUUAUCAAAAAUUUAUGUCAUGAUUUCAUUGUCACAAGGUAUAAUUAAAACUGUAAUUACUCAGUCUGGCCUCACAAUGUGAGGAUUCAGAACGGAGAAGCACUUCUUCUGGGUGGGUCUUGGUUGUAAAACUUUCCUCCUCUACUAUCUGAAAACAUGAAACUUCCUUUAAGUCAUAGACCUUUUAAACAUGAACCAAUUCUUAUUCUAAGUUAUACUAUUAAAUAACUGGAAUUAUUAAGUUGUUGUAUUUAUCAUUAGUUGCUAAAUUUUAUUUUAUGUUCACUUACAUUUGACAAAGAAUCAUUAGUCCCUUUAAAUUUUAGAAUCAAAUUAAAUUUUGUAAGUCUUACUUUUAAAAUGAGAUUGUGACUGGCAAUUGUUUAUAGUGGAACUUUUUAAAUUAAUAUUUGUACUUCUCAAUCAGUGCUUGCUACCAAGAGAAUGUUCAAAAUGAUCUGUUUUAUCUCAGAAGAAUUCCUACUAUUCAAACACUCUCAACUGGCUCCCCAGACAGUCUGGUGUGGAAGUUUUUUGGACAAAUUAUUAAUAUACUCAUUUUAAGUAAAGAUAUUCAAUUUGAUUUUGAAACCAAAAUAGAAUAUGCAAACUUUUAAAUCCCACAAAACAUGGGGAAACAUCAAACACUGAAACCAAUGGAGAGUAAGCAGCAGAAAAUUGAGAAUUAUCCAGCAUACGAAUAUAAAAAUGCGUUUUUAAGUAAUCAAUUCAUAAGGAAAACGUAUUGAGUAUUAACACAAAACAUAUUAAAAAUGUGUAAAUAUUA